AACAAACGCAUUUUUUAUAUAUAUUUUUCAAUGUUAUUGCACUGAUUUAGCAAAAUGAAUAUAAGAGAACAUAUUUAAUUGUCUUUUUAUAUUGUUCUAAUGCUAAUUAACACAUGAUGACCCUUUCUGUCGAUUCUGCGAAGAUAUUUUGAGAAACAAUUUUGUCGCGAAAACAGAAUCGGUAAUCAUGGCAGAUAAUUACCAUGUUCUUGAAUUGAUUGGAGAAGGGUCAUUUGGAAAAGUAUAUAAAGGCAGAAAGAAAUACACUGGACAGAUUGUGGCAAUAAAGUUCAUUCCUAAAGUUGGAAAGCCGGAGAAAGAGUUACGAAACCUUAGGCGUGAGAUAGACAUCAUGCGACAUCUUCAUCAUGACAACAUCAUAGAGAUGUCGGACAGCUUUGAAACAGAUAAAGAGGUGGCCGUGGUGACAGACUAUGCAGAGGGAGAACUCUUUCAAAUCCUGGAAGAUGACGGUAAUCUUCCUGAGGAACAGGUGCAGCACAUUGCUGCCCAGCUUGUGUCUGCGCUGUACUACCUCCACUCCCACCGCAUCCUGCACCGUGACAUGAAGCCCCAGAACAUCCUCCUGGGAAAGGGUGGCAUCGUCAAGCUCUGUGACUUUGGUUUUGCCAGGGCUAUGAGCUUCAACACACUGGUCCUUACAUCCAUCAAGGGCACACCUCUGUACAUGUCUCCAGAACUGGUGGAAGAGAAACCUUAUGACCACACUGCAGACUUAUGGGCGCUGGGGUGUAUCCUGUAUGAGCUGUUCACUGGCACACCACCUUUCUACACCAACUCCAUCUUCCAGCUUGUGAGUCUGAUCAUCAAGGACCCGGUCAAGUGGCCGAAGAAUAUGAGCCCGAUGUUCAAGGACUUCCUGCAGGGCGUACUCACCAAGAACCCCAAACAGCGGCUCGCCUGGCCAGAACUUCUGCACCAUCCAUUUGUCACAGACCUUGUCAAAGUCCGUGAUGAGGACGUGAACCUUCCAAGCCCAUUCACCCAGCCCCUGACGGCCUCUAUGAUCCGCAUGAAGGAUGCUCAGGCAAAGGAGAAGGCCCAUCCAAAGGGCACGUCCAAGAUCCUUGCCAAGGCACGCAAGAAAGCCAUGGAGGAGGAGGAAAAAAAGGGAGUACGCACACAGAACGGCACGGUAGAUGUCCCUGCAGUGGCCCCUACUAAGACGCAGACAGGAGCAGAAUCCAGGGAGGCCUGGGGGCCAAAACUGAAGCCUGAUGAGGGCGGGGUGUUGCAUGAGAAAAACGGGCCCAUCCCAACACAUGCCGAACGUGAACACACCAAGGACUGGGAAAACACAGGGCUCAGUAAAAACACAGACCCAACGCCUAGGGCAGACAGGAUCAGCAAGGAUUACGAAAAAGAGUACCCAAGUAUCGAGAUCGAGGGGCGGCGGACGAUACGCAAAUCCACGGAGAAACGUGAGGAAAACCUGCCCACCAAGAACAUUGAGAACGUGAAACUGGAUGGGGAGGAGGAAGUGGACAGUGAUGAUGAGUGGCAGGGUCUGAUUGACGUCACCGACGCAGACGGAGAGCCGGAGUACGCCCUUAAGUUGCUCACAGACAGGAAGUUCUUGGGACGGCUAAAUGGCCGAGUGGAAACAAGCGGGGCACAGGUCCUUGAUGGUAUGCUGGAAGGGGCUGCACGUCUCCGCACCGUCCUCCGUGUCAUCACCAACCUCGUCACACUAAAAUGUGAAGUUGAACUGAUAGUGGAGGCGAUCCGGGCUGUCAACCUUCCAAUCAUGCCCCUCAAACUGCUCGCAGACAUCAUGGACAAGGCCAAGGUCAAACAGCAACCCUGGUGUCAGCAGAUCCUGGUGGACCUGGUGAUCGCUCUCAAUGCUUACUUUGCCAGUGAGAUCAGCUGGACAGAACAUGUCGACAAACAAAUAGCGGGUGAAUUUCUGGAAGCCAUGGGGCGGUUCAUGUCGCUUAUACCAAAACUCAUGUACCAACAAGUGGAUGAGGAUCUGCGCCUCCGUGAACAGUCAAUACUGUGUGCGAUCUAUACAUGCGAGGCGAUGGAGCGGGACAAGCUAGGGCUGGCAGACCAGUACUUCACUCUGUUGUCCACCAAGCACACGGCCGCACUGGACGCCCUUAUGACAGCCACACUCCCAGAUGUUGCUGUUCUACAAAAACUCACAGAAUUGGCAGAGGGUAACGAGGACCUGGCUGUGGAGCGCCACGAGAGCCUCACGCAGCUCGCCCUGUCCUGUCUCUCCACCAUGCUCAACAUUCCACUUGAGAUGGAUGCCGGUGCCAAUGGCAGAAGGAAGCAGCCCCAGGAUUAUGAAUUCAGGAUAGCGCACUAUCUUGGUGACAAGAUGGCAAGCAAGGGGAAUGAAAAACUCACGGACGACUUCCUCCUGCUCCUCAGACAUCCUCCCCAGUGCUCAAACAUGCUCAAGGUGGUGUACGCAUGUUGCCAGGUUUCUACGACAUUCUGUUCCUACAUCUCCAACCAACAGCAGCACAUGGAGUCGUUGCUGGGAGUGUUGAUGGGCAAGGUGGAGCUUGCUGACAUGGAGGUCAACUCUGUCAUUGAGAUGCUGAUCCAUAUCCUCUCCACCAUUGUCAUUCAGCUUCAGACCAUGCCACCUACGUUGACAGAUACUGCCACCCUCAUGGUCUCCAUCUUCCUAGAGUCCACCAUUGCCAGUCACACAGCAGCAGCGGCCCUGUUGUUCAGCCAGAUGGUGUACUGUGGUGUGUCUGUUGAGGUCCAGCCAGAGGAGAUGCUGCAGGCAUGCCUCGCUGUAUUCACAGACCUGCAACAGAUCUGUGUGCGGUGUCCGUUUGACUACGGCAUCAUGGACGGCCUUAUGUUGCUGCUGUGUGAAAUGCUCAUCCAGUCAGAUGCUCCUGUUGCCCAGCUCUACAUCGAGACUGGUAUCUGGGGGACAUUGUGGCACCGAGUAGCGCAGGCCUUGCAGGUGGUCAACCCGGAUACAGACAUGCCCAUACAUGACAUUGAGACAGACGCUGAGGCCCAGAGGGGGUUCCGGGAUCCAGACUGGUCCCUCGUCUCUCCACAGGGCCUCAUGGCUGUUCUCCAGAUGUCAGUCACUGUCUUCACCAAGGAGACCCAGCAGUGCAUCCCUAACCUGGCAGUGGCGGACAGCAUCAUCAUGCUCACCCUGAUACACCUGCUAAGACGCGAGUUUCUCCAUUCCCUUAGCAACAGUUUUAGUGUGGAGGGUCCACAGCUAACAGUGGACCUGAUCCUGGAGGUGACUCAGAUCUGCUGCUUCCCCUUUGCCGUUGACGCCUCUGACGACCUCCUCGCUGAGAUACAGGUGUGCCUGCACAGUCACGGUUUGAUGCCGAAGCUGAUGUUUGCUUGCCAGAAGUACCUGCGGGAAGAGCAGCUAGAGACGCCCGUUGGCCUAGUCACACGUCUUGUACUCUCGAACAACAUCUUUGUUCAGCAGUUCUGUGAUUCUGUGAAAGAUCUCAAAUACAUUCCGUUCCUGGUGAGCAGCGUCUGCCCAUCCAGCCCGGUGUCUGUGGUUUGUGACACCGUCUCCCUAUUAAACCACCUUGUACGCACCUCCUCCCAACACAUCGCCCUCGUCAAGACAGUCCUCCACUCCAAUAAAGGUGAUCAGGACAAGUUGACUUCACUGAUCCGACACCAAGCCUCGUCUGUGAAGUCGCGCACCUGCAGUCUCCUUGGCAACCUUAUGAAACACAAUGCCCAAAUGUACACAUUCCUCAAACAGCGAGACAAGCUCUGUGAGGGACUGCUUGCCUGCCUCAAAGAUGAAGAUCAAAACGUCAGAAAGGGUGCGAGUUACGCGGUUGGAAAUGCUGCGUUCCACAGCGACAGUCUGUAUGUGAAACUGAAGCCAGCCGUGCCACAGCUGGUCGAGCUACUCAAGGACCCAGUCUCAAAAACCAGGAUCAACGCUGCUUGUGCGCUGGGUAAUCUGGGUCUACACUCAAGCCUGCUGUCCCCACAGCUGAAAAAGUGUAAAGUUGUUCAAAGUUUGGUAUAUGCAGCUUGCCAUGACAGUCAGCCCGGUGUUCAAAUCAGCGCAUUGCUCGCUCUACGCACUCUAUCAAAACAGGACGAUCUCAAAAAGGAAAUGUCAUCCUCUAAAACUGUGGAUAAGUUGUCAGAAUUGACUUCCACAACCCCACGACCUUCCUCAGCGACGCCAAGGUCAAACAGCAGUUUGGUGACCUCGAGCCUACAGAGCAGUAGAGGUCAUACCAGCUCCAGCUCCGUCCUCACACACUGCAGCAAGCUCAUACAGCUUCUUCAGGGGCAUAACACCUGAAUGCAUGUGAGCUUCACCGGACAUAACACCUGAACGCAUGUGACCUUUACGGGACAUAACACCUAAACACAUGUGACCUUCACCGGGCAUAACACCUGAACGCAUGUGACCUUCACUGGACAUAACACCUGAACACAUGUGACCUUCACCGGGCAUAACACCUGAACGCAUGUGACCUUUACGGGACAUAACUCUGAACACAUGCGACCUUCACCUUGGGGGUGGUGAUCAUAAAGCUAGAGGUCACCAAAUAUGUGUUGAAUGUGUAACAGAGUUUGGCCAUUCAGGAGAAUGUUAUCAAUGACCUGUGAUGGUUUUGGUCACCCAGGAACGUAUGUGCCAGUGCCAGAGGCAGAAUAUUUUCGUAAGUGAUUUUCUGAACUAAGGAAAGAAGUCUGGCUAGUGUGUGAAGGACAGCUCAUAACAGGGGGAAAUGCCAAGUGUGUAAAAAUGUCGAAAUGUUUGGUGAACAUUAAAAUAUUUGAAUCUUUUAUAAAUAAUUAUUCAAUGUACUCUUGACUAAAACGGGAUGAUUUAAACAGCUGUCAUACAGACAUUGACCCUGCUGUGAAACUAGUGUCAAUAAAUACAUGGUGAUGUAAUCAACAUUUGGAUUCAUGUGCUCAUGAAUUAAUGGCCAGUUGUUUUUCCCGAUAUUUUUCGUCAAUAUUCUUUAUAACUGGCAUGAAAUUGGACUGCUCUUAAUCCAGUCAGCAUGUUAUUGUUAUGAUUUGUGAUCCGUCCGUGAUACAUGUAGUUUUACUAUCUUGUAACCAUUUUUUGCACCAUUUUACAUGACUGUAUACAUUUUGUGUGUUGAAAUUUUACCAUACAUGUUAUUGUUAACGUCUUAAUACUAUAAUCUAACAAAAUGCUAGAAUAAACAACAACAAAAACGCA
This is a messenger RNA of Mya arenaria, 5212 nucleotides long. Its product is annotated as serine/threonine-protein kinase 36-like. Gene Ontology annotation, molecular function: protein kinase activity; ATP binding. Gene Ontology annotation, cellular component: cytoplasm. The coding region runs from base 188 to 4312 and encodes 1374 amino acids. NCBI's taxonomy places the organism in Eukaryota, Metazoa, Mollusca, Bivalvia, Myida, Myidae. Gene Ontology annotation, biological process: protein phosphorylation. The record is from RefSeq and is a predicted model, not a curated record. The transcript has 32 exons.